Ostertagia ostertagi is the source of this 2052-nucleotide messenger RNA. Lineage: Eukaryota; Metazoa; Nematoda; Chromadorea; Rhabditida; Trichostrongylidae. The record is from the annotation of a GenBank genome assembly.
AGCUCUACUUUCGCACCCGGCGCCUGCUCGACGGCUUCGCACAUCGGUCUGGAGGAGAGCGGGGCGAAGUACGAUUCGCAGGCUUUGUCCUUCGCCAAGAGCGAGCAGCGCACGCUGGAAUACCUGAAGGUCAAUCCGCGCGGCCGCGUGCCGGCGCUGGUGGUCGACGAGGGCACGAUCGUCGAGAACACCGCGAUUCCUCGACUACGUCGCGGCGACGUACGCGCCCCACCUGAUGCCGACGGAUCCGGUGAAGCGCGCCCGCGCCAUCUCGCUGAUGGCCUGGUUCUCCAACGGCGUGCAUCCGAACUUCACCCAUAUCGGGCGUCCCGAGCGCUUCGCCACCGAUACCGCCGUGUUCGAUCAUCUCAAGGCGGUCGGUCGGGAGAACUUCCACGCCAACCUCAAGGAGAUCGACGGUCUCCUUGCGGGCAAGACGUGGAUCCUGGGCGACGAAUUCUCCGUGGUCGACGGCUACGCGCUGGUCUUCUACGGCUGGGGCAAGCGCAUCGGCCUGCCGGUCGAGGAGCUGAAGAACUACACGGCAUGGAAGGAUCGCAUGCUGGCGCGGCCGGCCGUGAAGCGCGUCCUCGAGCGCGAGCAGAGCGUCUUGCUGGCCGCCUGACACCCCCUGUCGGAUCGUUCUCGGCAUCGCGGCGCAGGGGAAGGCGUGAACUCGGCAGAUGCGACCCUUGCGCUUUAUCUGAAGCAUCGCGGCUCUUUGGUGAACUACGCCAACGGCAUCCUCCGGGACCGCGCGGGCGCGGAAGAUGUCGUGCAGGAGGCCUAUCUCCGGUUCAGCUCCGCCAGCGGCGACCAGAGGCCGAUCGCCAGCCCUGUCAGUUACCUCUACCGCAUCGUUCGCAACCUCGCGCUCGACUGGUCGAAACGCGCCUCCGACAUGACUCCGACGGGGGAGGUGCCGGCGGUCGAACAGGUUGCCCAGGACGCGCCCACGGCAGAGGACGUCCUGCAUUAUCGCGACGAACUCCGUCUCCUCGCCGAUGCGCUUGCCGAGUUGCCGGAACGGACGCGUGUCGCCUUCACGAUGUAUCGGCUGGAGGGCCGAACGCUCCAGCAGAUGCCGGAGCCCGUGCAGGGCUGGAUGCGUGGCUUGCGUCGAGCGACGCACACCGUCGCGCUUAUCGCAGCGUCGAGCGGGUCUGGACGCUCACGGGCGAGUUGCCGUCGGCCACGCCGGCUUCAGCCGGGGGGAUUGUCGAUCUGUCCCGUGUCCGUCGCAAGCGGCGCACCUGGGCGCUGGCGGCGGCAGUCCUCGCGGCCUGUGUCGCGCUCUGGACCUUUCCCAGCCUCAAACUUCGCCUCCAGGCCGAUCAUCUGACCGGCGUCGCCGAGCUGCGCGAACUGACGCUCGAGGACGGCAGCAUCGUUCACCUGGACGCCGAUAGCGCCAUCGCGGUGCGCUACGACAAAGGGCGGCGCGAAGUCGCGCUGCUGGCGGGCCAGGCAUUCUUCAAGGUCGUAUCCGCGCACGACCGUCCGUUCGUGGUGACGGCGGGCAACGUGGCGGUCACCGUCAAGGGCACGGCCUUCGAUGUCGGAUCGUCUCGUGACGGGGUGUCGGUUGCCGUCCAGUCGGGAACCGUCGAGCAAAGAUUGCUUCAAAAUUCGCGCAGUAUUCACGCCAUUACGCAAUGCAGCCCGGUCAAUGCACAGCUUGUUUGCUUUUUAGAUGAGGCUCUUCGUCGCAGAUUUGAACAGAGGAUUUACAUCCCACUUCCCGAUAAACCAGCACGACUGUCGCUUUUGUGCUCUUCGUUGAAAGAGGUCCGCAUAGCAGAUGAUGUUGAUCUCGAGACAUUCGCCGAACAGCUGGAAGGAUACUCUGGCGCUGACAUAACAAACGUCUGCAGAAAAGCAGCGCUGAUGGGUGUAAAGAGGUUAACUCGAAUGAUGUCACCAGCCGAGAUAGCUAAGCUAUCUCGAGAAGAAGUUGAUCUUCCCAUCACAUGGCAAGACCUUCAGGAGGCCUUCAACGAUACAAAUCCAUCUGUAUCUGAUGUAAGUAGAGCAUUGAUCAGUGUCGUGUAG